GCACAGAGUUUCGUCUCUUCUCCCAACGAAGGGUCAUCCCGUGGACGGGUCCACUCACUUUACGAUUUCUUCGGUGAAGCUCGACAAUGUCGCAUCCCGGACCUCUGAUAUACACUCCUGGUACAGACCUCUCGUCGUUCUUCGAGAGGAGCGGUCGCCGGCCGCAAUGCCGACCCCUUGCUUUACAGCUCGCAAGGUGCCAAGACGCCUACGGCUACCCCCACCACAUCAAGAAAUGUCAGCUAGAGUGGGAGGAUGUCCAAGAGUGCAGUUUCACCUAUCUGCAAUAUGCCCGCGCGAAAACCAUCAAAGAAUACCGUGAGAAGCUCUUCAAAGAAGGCAAACUAGAACAAAAGUACGUGGCGCCCCAAAAAGACGCGAUAAAUCAGGAACACGGCUGGACUUUGUGAGGACCGAUAAUCUGAUCCGCUUCAAAAAAUGUAUGCGCAUAUGCAGCCUCGAUACCGCGCUUGACGCGGACGCAAGUCGAUUCGGAACCUCUCCAUUCAUUUCCGCGUUCGAAUACAUAUUUUUGUCGUGGGUUGCUCCGUUACGCUCUGCGAUAUAUUUCAUGAAAGAUGAGCAUAGUGCUGUCUUGAUUGAAAUUAGUUAUGAAUGGAAUAAAAGCAGAUUGCU
Messenger RNA from Galendromus occidentalis (western predatory mite), 636 nucleotides. RefSeq names its product NADH dehydrogenase [ubiquinone] iron-sulfur protein 5. NCBI's taxonomy places the organism in Eukaryota, Metazoa, Arthropoda, Arachnida, Mesostigmata, Phytoseiidae. Bases 87 to 410 code for a protein of 107 amino acids. The transcript is spliced from 3 exons. The record is from RefSeq and is a predicted model, not a curated record.